This is a messenger RNA of Neohortaea acidophila, 3908 nucleotides long. Its product is annotated as phosphatidylserine decarboxylase-domain-containing protein. The coding region runs from base 126 to 3707 and encodes 1193 amino acids. Gene Ontology annotation, biological process: phospholipid biosynthetic process. The transcript has 3 exons. Lineage: Eukaryota; Fungi; Ascomycota; Dothideomycetes; Mycosphaerellales; Teratosphaeriaceae. Gene Ontology annotation, molecular function: phosphatidylserine decarboxylase activity; calcium ion binding. The record is from RefSeq and is a predicted model, not a curated record.
GGGGUUGAGGCUGCCGAGCUUGCCUGCUGCCUUGCACAUUCAUAGCUAUCGCCAAGACGUCGCCCGUCUCCGAACGUACGCCCGACACUCUUGGCGUCUCCGCCCACUCGUCAUCCUUCGCCGCGAUGCCACGUCCUCACCUCCCUGCACAUCUGUCCUUUCAAAGGACGAAGAGUAGUCAGAGCAGCCUGCGGCAUGACAACGGCACACCCCAGCCAAGCUCCGUGGCCACCACUCCUGCCACCAACGGCCGAAGCGCCAGCCCAGCAAGAGGCUACUUUCCUCCUCCCCCCGGCAUGCAGCGAGCAGGCAGCGAUCCAACCCAGCCAGACCACAAAGGCGUGGGCUUGGUGUUGAGGGUGCAAGUGCUAAAGGCACGCCAGCUUGCUCCCAAGGACAAAUCCGGCACAUCCGAUCCCUACCUCGUUCUCACCCUCGGAGAGUCAAAAGAGGCCACAAGCACAGUCUACAAAUCCCUCGACCCGGAAUGGAAUCAGACCUUCGAGUUUCCCAUCCAGGCCGGAGAUGCCGCUUUGCUGGAGGUCAUUUGCUGGGACAAAGAUCGCUUCCGAAAGGAGUACAUGGGCGAGCUGGACGUUAUUCUCGAAGAUGUCUUCCACGCCGGCACCAUCGCCCCGGAACCGCAAUGGUAUGCUUUGGAAAGCAGGCGCACGGGCAGAAAGAGGAAGAAGAAGGACGGAAACGUGUCCGGCGAGAUUCAGCUAAAGUUCGCUUUGCGUGAUCCUGCCAACCCUACAGCUAGUGCCCAACAGGUCUUGCGCAAGUUCCAUGGCGUCGUUGCAGCCCCUGCUGGCGACGAUGAGGAGAGCAGUGCUCACGAUCGGGACAUGUCUGGAGAGGAAGAGGAUGACGACGACGAUGACGACGACAAGCUUCGUUCUGCCGACGAAGAAGAAGCCUUGAAAACGCCUGGAGGAACCGCGGAAGAUGCAAAGGCCGCACGGCGGCGGCAGAAGAAACUGGCCAAGCUCCGCAGGCAGAAGAGGCUGAAAGCCUACGAAUUUAGCGGCGCAUCGUCCGUCGCCGGCGUGUUGUUCUUGGAAAUCUCUCGUAUAACUGACCUGCCGCCCGAGAAGAACAGCACUCGUACCACAUUCGACAUGGACCCCUUUGUCGUCACCUCCCUGGGCAAAAAGACGUACCGAACGCGAGUGAUCAACCACAACCUCAAUCCGGUGUUUGACGAGAAGUUGGUGUUCCAGGUAGCCAAGCACGAAGUCAACUACAGCCUGAGUUUCACCGUCAUCGACCGCGACAAAUUCUCAGGCAAUGACUUUGUCGGCACCACCACCUUCCCUUUGUCUCAGUUUGAAGCCGCCGCGCCUGAAGCCGAUCCAGAGACUGGCUUGUAUCUUCUCCCCGAUCCUGAAACUUUGACGGAGCGGGAAGCGGAGAGACAGAUACAGACGAAGAAGAAGCGUUGGCCGUUGAGUAGGGCCGCCAGCUCAAAUAACCUCAGCCGGAUGAACUCGAGCCAUAACAUUCACAAACUGAACAAGACUGCCAGUAACAAUUCACUCCGCGACGGUCAAUUAACCCCUGCCACUCCGUCACUUCGCCCUGGUUUGAAAAGGCAAAAUACCGACGGAGAGUACGACUAUCUUACGGCAGGAAACAUGGAGAAACGACCUAUUCCAACGAGUGCUCCGAGCACUUCGUCCGUCUUGCCAAAUUCCGACUCGGGCGGAGCGCCGAAUCACGCGGCUUUUGCCGAUGAUCCCGACUUGGUGUCGUAUGAAUUGCCCCUCGAGCUGAAGAACAAGCAGCGUUGGCACGACAAACACCACCCCGUCCUCUACAUCCGAGCCAAGUACUUGCCAUAUCGCGCAUUGAGGCAGCAAUUCUGGCGAGUCAUGCUCAAACAAUACGACACCGAGGAGAGUGGGAAGGUGGAAAAGGUCGAGCUUGUGACCAUGUUGGAUACACUUGGCUCGACACUCCAUAAUAGCACCAUCGAUGGCUUCUUCAGUCGCUGGGAGGAGACCAACCGCAUGAAUGGCGUGGCGCGGAAAGAUGGGCAUAGAGUCUUGACCAUGGACCAGGCAGUGAUUUGCUUGGAGGAGCAGCUGAUGAAAAGCCGAGAGGUGCAUUCGCUGCUGCAUCGCCCUCACUGGGAGCGGGACUUAUCUACGAGGAGCAAUCUGAGUGUGCCGGCUGCCAUGCAUACCUCGAGUAGCUCGCCUGAUGAGAGCCCCGGCGGCACCACACCGCAACUGCGCGGGGUAGAUUCGUCGCGGGAUCCGAGCCAAGUGAUUCGAACCCCAUCCGGCACGACCCUUCAACUGGACCCCGCCGGACCCUUCUUCGAGAUCAACGAUCUCAGCGGCGAGCCCGUUGAUAUGGACACAUUGAGUGGCACCACAACUCCGGGCGUGUCUUUGAUGUCAUCCAGCAUCACGCGGACCGACUCGUGGGAAUCCGAGGCCGAGUUGCAUGAUGAAGAGAGCAGAGAAGAGCACGUGGUCGAGAUUCAAGAAUGCCCAAUCUGUCAUAUGCCUCGAUUGACUAGGGGAGGGAGGCAGAGGGUGGCAACGGAUGCCGAUAUCAUCACGCACAUCGCAACGUGUGCGAGUAGCGACUGGCGGGCCGUGAACAAUCUCGUCAUGGCAGGGUUCGUGACCAGCAGCCAGGCUCAACGGAAAUGGUAUUCCAAGGUCGUCACGAAGAUCGGCUAUGGCGGGUACAAGCUUGGAGCGAACAGUGCAAACAUUCUUGUCCAAGACCGAGUCACUGGAAUGAUUAACGAGGAGCGCAUGUCUGUCUACGUCCGGCUUGGAAUUCGACUUCUUUACAAAGGCCUCAAGAGCCGCGAGAUGGAGAAGAAGCGAAGUAAGACUCUCAACGAUGUGUCCAGUGCUAUUGCAUGGGUCAGCCGACUUUCAACCUCGGCCGCGCACAGCGUGACCUCAGUUAGAAAGUUGCUGCGCUCCAUGUCCUUUAAACAGGGCAAGAAGUAUGACGACCCGGCUUCGGCGUCGCAGAUCACCGGCUUCAUCAAUUUCCAUCAGCUGGACAUGAGUGAGGUCUUACUCCCUCGCGAAGAGUUCAAAACAUUCAACGAGUUCUUUUACCGCAAGCUGAAGCCCGACGCGCGCCCGUGUUCCGCUCCCGACAACCCGCACAUCAUCGUCUCCCCGGCCGAUUGCAGAAGUGUCGUGUUCAACCGCCUCGAGGAUGCGCAGAGGAUCUGGGUCAAGGGACGCGAGUUUAGCAUAGAUAGACUCCUCGGCGAUGCCUACCCGAACGAUGCGAAACGAUACACGAACGGCGCGUUGGGCAUUAUGCGCUUGGCCCCGCAGGACUACCAUCGAUUUCAUAUCCCCGUGGAUGGCACGAUGGGUGAGCCCCGCGCAAUCGAGGGCGAGUACUACACGGUUAACCCCAUGGCGAUCCGAUCCACGCUCGAUGUGUACGGAGAUAAUGUCCGUGUCUGCGUGCCGAUUGACUCGGUGGCGCACGGGCGGGUGAUGGUAGUUUGUGUGGGCGCAAUGAUGGUUGGAAGCACAAUCAUCACCCGCAAGGCGGGAGAACAGGUGAAGCGGGCGGAAGAGUUGGGCUAUUUCAAGUUCGGCGGCUCCACUCUCCUGCUGCUGUUCGAGCCUGGGGCCAUGAAGUUCGACGAUGACCUCAUUGCCAACAGCAGCGGUGCUCUUGAGACUCUGGUGAGUACAAGUGGUAGGAAAUGACAAGGCAAAGACUGAUGGCAAUCGCAGAUCCGCGUCGGCAUGUCCAUCGGACAUACACCCGGACACGAGCCGCACCGACCCGACAUGCCGAAAGAGAAUCCGACGGCGGAGGAGAAGCUGGAUGCGAAACGGCGAAUCGAAGGCUCGCAGGGACCCAGCAAUGGCCUGAAGGACAUUCCGAGAGGGCCUUUGUGAGGGUGU